Vollenhovia emeryi is the source of this 1747-nucleotide messenger RNA. RefSeq names its product metallo-beta-lactamase domain-containing protein 1. The transcript has 4 exons. The coding region runs from base 183 to 821 and encodes 212 amino acids. NCBI's taxonomy places the organism in Eukaryota, Metazoa, Arthropoda, Insecta, Hymenoptera, Formicidae. The record is from RefSeq and is a predicted model, not a curated record.
UCGCGCGCUUAUUUCACAACGCGCAGCAGGAAUACGACGGCAAGAGUCGCCGCGCGACGUCACGGGCGACGCGACGAGCCGUUAAACCUGGGGCGGUUUUGAGGUUAGGUCGCCGGCAUAGCCGCGCCGCUCCUCUCGGUCUCUUCUCCGCGACGGCCCGCGACGUGCGGUCAUCCGCGAGAAUGUGCGAGGUCGUCGUCCUCUUCGACGGAUUCUCCCGGAGAACGGACGACGGAAAUAUGCGCGCGAAUUGCAGCUGCACUCUGAUAAAGGGCCCGAAGCUGAUGGUCGUCGACACGAUGACCGCCUGGGACAGCGAGAGACUGAUAGAAGCACUCGCACAGCACAAUGUCGAGCCAAAGGACAUUGAUUAUGUCAUUUGCACUCACAGCCAUUCCGACCACAUAGGAAACAACAAUCUGUUCCUAAACGCAAUGCACAUUGUUGGUUUGACCGUUCAGCGCCGUGAUAUAUUUUACGAAACACCGCAGAUCUCGAAUGAGGAUUACGAGCUCUGUCCGGGCGUUAAAGUCACAGCUACUCCAGGACACACGGCGGAGGACGUCACUGUCCUGGUGGAAACGAUGAAGGAUAGGGAACCACGGCUUGUCGCUAUCACAGGGGACUUAUUUGAGAAAGAGGAGGAUAUUCUGGCACCGGACAUCUGGAAGUCGCUGGGAACACCGGAUUUAUUAAAAACUCAAUCUGCCACGCGCUCUCGUAUAAUAAACCUCGCAGAUUUUAUAAUACCCGGGCAUGGGCCAAUAUUUCGCGUGACGGAUAGAAUGAGAGAGAUCGUGAGCAGUCAAAUAAUUCAGUGAGACUGUAGGUAAUGUUCGGUGUUAAAAUUUUAUCGUGCUAACAAAUGUUUAUGCAGAGCUUUGCAAGAUACAAUAACGAAGAAAUGCCUAAUAGACAAGUUUCAUUUAUCCUAGUACCAUGAAUAAUUGCACGAUAUUAGAAUAAAUGGAAGUUGUUAUUGAUCUUUCUAUUAGUAUAGGAAACUCUGAUAAAAAUUUGUUUCAUUACAGUCUGUUUUGUUUCUGGUUUCGUCUCGAUUCAUCGAUUUUAAUAAGCAACUUUUCUCAAAUGGCAACCAUCUUGGUUUACUUGGAAAUUAAACUUUUAUUAAAAUCUAUACAUGCAUCUGGAAAUUAAAUUUUAAACAACAAGAAAUUGUACUUAUUUAUCAAUAAGAUUAUUCUACAAUCUAAUGAAACUUUGCUAAUUGAAGUCUUCUUCUGAAUCUCUCGUUGAUUUGCAUACAAAAAUAUAUAUAUAACAAUUUGAGCAGUUUUCCAUAUAUUACAAUUGGACGGAAAAAGCAUUUUACGAAGCACCUUCCGUUCUGCUGCUGAUUUGUUACUGAACGACACUUACAAUUAGUACAUUUUAUUUUUCCAACAUUCACCGGUCGAGCGUAUUAAAAGUAUGGAAAACACGACGAUAGCUUAGCAAAUAUAUUAGAAGAAAAGCAUAAACUGCUAGUGUCAUUCGGUAGAAAAUCUUACAACAGUUGCAAGUCUUUUCUGCUGAACCCAGCCGUUGUAAACUCACAAUCACGUUGCUAUUACAUUAUAUUUAUUAUAUAUAAUGUAACUAUUAUAUGUAUAUUUUUUUAACAUUACAUAUGCAAUAAAAUUAAAAAAAUACUUUUAUAUAUAAAUAUAAGUAAUAAACAUUACAGUGCGCAAUGCACUUUACUUCAUUUUAUUUGUUUUUAUAGUUUAAUAUAAUAUAUCGUGUA